AUGUGCUUAAAUGGUGCGAACUACCGCAUUUGUGAACAUAGUGUUGAUCAAGUAACUAAUUUCAUCGAUCUAGGCGUAACCAUGGACUCUAAGCUUGAAUUCAAAUCCCAUAUAAACUCUUGUGUUAAUAGAGCCAAGGGCGUCUUGGCUUUCAUCAAAUGUGAACGUCCAUAUAAAUGCCACUUGCCGGAUUGCGGACGCGCUUUCAUUCAAUUAUCAAACUUGCAACAACAUUUGCGCAAUCAUGACGCACAAGUGGAACGCGCCAAAAAUCGUCCCUUUCAUUGCAAUAUCUGCGGAAAGGGCUUCGCAACAGAGUCCAGCCUUCGCACACACACUUCGAAGGAGCUACAGCUGCAUCUUGGUGUCUUGCAGCAGCAUGCGGCUUUGAUUGGCGGCCCCAACGCUACUUCUUGCCCCGUAUGUCACAAACUAUUCUUGGGCGCCGAUGCUUUGAUGGAGCACAUGAAGCAUGCGCACAAGGAGAAGCCAGCGCCGAGUAGUCCUUACAUAGACAAUUCUGGUUCCGGCUGUUUACAAUCAACGUCCAACGAUGUGUAUCUGGCCAAGCGGCGCACUGCCAACCAUCCGUGUCCGGUCUGCGGUAAGCAUUACGUAAACGAGGGCUCCCUGCGCAAGCACUUGGCCUGCCAUCCGGAGACAACACAGCUCACAAAUAGCCUGCGCAUGUGGCCGUGUUCGGUAUGCCAGGCGGUGUUCACACACGAAAACGGUCUUCUCACACACAUGGAACACAUGCGCAUGGAUCCUAAGCAUCAGUUUGCAGCGCAAUAUGUUUUAUCACGAGCCGCGGCAGAGAGGCGUGAACGUGACUCCUUACUGGCAGCCACACUAGCCGCAUCAGCUGGCUGUGGGCCGAGUAGUGGUGGUGGUAACGGCGGUGCAAGUUUGCUGCCAUUGUUGGGCGAUGGUGGUGGCUCGAAUUCUUUGUGCCCGUCGCCUUCGGCCAACUCGGAAUGCUCUUCGACGGGACGCUUGUCAUCGUCUGCUGCCUCGGACCAGGGUAGUGGCAUACACUUGCUAAACAAUAAUAAUAACAAUAACAAUAACAAUAACAAUAACAAUAACAACAACUGCAACAGCAACAAAAUCAAUGAGCUGCUUAGUCGCACAGGCAGUAAUCCUCACCUGACCAGUCAGUAUGGGGUUGGCGUCGACUCGGGCCUGCACGUGGCCAACCGUAUGUCACUAAUGGCAGCAGCAUCAGCCGCAGCAGCCGCUGUGGCUGCAUCGGCAAGUGGCGUGGGAGUGAGCGGCGGUGUAAACGUUGGUGGUGUGUCUGGCAUGGGUAUGACAUCGCCGGUCGGCUGCGUCGACUCCACCAGAUCAAGUGUGCAAGCUGCCGUUGUAAACUUGGCUGCAGCGAUGCGCAUCAACCAAGUCAGCCAGCAGCAAGUCGGCGGUGCUAAUGUAGCCAGUGGUGGAGUUGGUAUAGGCGGUGGUAGCAGUGGGUCUGCAUCCAGCGCUGGCAAUAUGAUUAGCAAUAUAUCUAGUCAGCAGCUGCAAUCGCAGCAGAAUCAGCAGCAGCAGCAACAAACCCAGCAACAAGUAUCCGCCAUUGACAACAAUCAAACGUCGAGCGCAACGCCGCUUUCGUCCAGUGGGCUCCGGGUACGUGCCACCUCACCGCGUACAGGAAUGACGAACCUGCAGGCAGAUGCAUCUGCUGUUAGCGCGGUUGCGACAAUGACUGCCAUGCGCGACACCAUGAUGCGCUCCAGCAUGGGUGUUGUAGACUCACUAAGCGGCAUGCACCAGCAGCUUGACCAACAUGCUCACGGUCAUGUGCAGCACCACGCAACGACCAAUCUGCAGACAACCCACGCCAAUUACAACCAACACAGCAUGCCAUCAGCCAGCAGCGACCAUCAAGUUCAACAUCAGGCAACGGCGUCAUUGGAAAAUCCCGCCUCUCACCACCAUCAUCACCACCAUCAUCAUCUCAACCAAAUGCAGCAGCCACAUUCCCCCGAAACAGCACUACGUAUGCAUCAACAUGCCGAAGCCAUACUUCGUUCACACACGGAGGCGGCCUUUCGUCUGGCGGCAUCGGUGGCCGCGUCAAACAGUGUCAUCGGCGGUGGCGGUUCGGGCUCACAUACCUCCGUAACCGGCCCGAGUAACUUAAUGUCCGCUGGUAGUAGCGAAAGCGCGGCAACGCAAAACAACUCCUCGAUUCAGGUCAAAGCGGAAGCACAUCAAACGCAGCAUCAGCAACAACUCGACAGUGACGCGGCGAUGCAACAUCAAGAGCAACAACAGCACCAGCUCACAACGUCGCAACAACAACAGAAACUAAAUGCUGCCGGCAGCUUACAGCAAUCAACGGCCCCAGCGUCGCAACAGUCACAGCUGACCUCCGAUCUUAGCGAGGCAAUACGCCUGCAGGAGCACCGCCUGGAACAAGCGCUUCGUUUGCACAACGACGCGCGUGCACUCAACUUUCUCACUGUCGCCAACUCUGCGACAGCGACGACUAACAGUGCAGUGCUACACCACCAUCAACAACAGCAGCAACAAACUUCCGCAGCCCAACAUCAUAGCAAUGCGUGAGAACCACUCAUGAGCGAUAAACUAAAGAUCGCCUAGAUAACACCGAACGCAAAGCUAAGCUCACAGAACGCAAGUACACGGCAAAGACGGUCAAAACACCAACAAACGUAACUUAAAUUAAUUGAAACGAACCAAUUCGUAUACGGUUUUGAACAUAAUGAAAAUAGUUCAACGCAAUCCGAAUAUAAGUAGCAAUGUGGUUCAUUACUAGAAAAAUCUAUGCAUUCUUAAUUAAUUGUUAAGUAAUAAGACGAAACAGGAGAACAAGAACUCUAAGUAAACUCAAAUUGUUAACAUCAGAACGCCCAUACAACUAUAUUGAUGAGUAUGCAAAAUACUCAAAGCGUCGUAAAUAUUUAAAAAAAAAAAGGCAAGAGCCUCACCAGAUAUCCAUUUACACGUAUAAUUGACAUGAUUUGGGACAGUAAUUUUAAAGAUUCGAAGCAGAAUUAAGAAUACACGAUCAACGCGUAUGUGAUAUUAACUCCUGCAAUAAGCAUCAAGAAGGAUAGAAUACAAUAUUCCGGCAAUUGAGAGAUUAGCCCGGUGUGAUGCCACUAAAUAAGUGAUGCUCAAAACAGCGCCCGCGGGCGGAACUCUCCAAAGCCCUCUAUAGUUUUUAUAUGGGCGCGCACAGAGUAAAAGCACUCUCCGAGCAUCACUGCACUAAAUACUUAGAAUGAGAGAGUUUGAAGAAAGAAAACAAAACUAUGCAAUGUGAAAAAUGUAUCUUAUGACGUGUCAGAAUGGUAGAUGUUGUCAAAUCGACAAAUAGAGGGUUAGCGGUACGCGAUCGGCCCACCUUUGCAUCUCUAAUUCUUAGAGGUACACGGAGUGAUACCUAUGAGAUACUAACUCUCGCGAUACUAUCAAUAGCGAUGCAUUUGGGCCCACAAACUAUACAUAUCGUCGUUUAAAGUACAAAACUGGGUAAACCGCGUAACUGACAUUUGCUGCCAAAAAUUGGAUUUGCUCACACAAACUCUUGGCUCAAUCCUUAUCCAUUCGUCCUGAAAUAUACGAGCCAGAAAUGCGUUUGCGUUAUAAAA
This is a messenger RNA of Rhagoletis zephyria (snowberry fruit fly), 3623 nucleotides long. Its product is annotated as TPR-containing protein DDB_G0280363-like. Gene Ontology annotation, biological process: regulation of transcription by RNA polymerase II. The record is from RefSeq and is a predicted model, not a curated record. Gene Ontology annotation, cellular component: nucleus. Gene Ontology annotation, molecular function: DNA-binding transcription activator activity, RNA polymerase II-specific; RNA polymerase II cis-regulatory region sequence-specific DNA binding. Lineage: Eukaryota; Metazoa; Arthropoda; Insecta; Diptera; Tephritidae.